UCACGCACACAUUUGUCAUCGUUUUGACUUCGUUUCCUUUGAGUUUCUUUAGCUCAAACCAGAGCGAGCCACGCGGAAGGGAAGGGAAGGGAAGGGAAGGAUUUGCGUUCGAUCAGCUGUUGGUUUGUUGCUGUGGCUGAGCCAUGAGACCGGUCCAACCCCCGCCGGGCAGCCAACGGUCUCGCCGGCGGCCCGACCUCACCCUCCCCCUCCCCCAGCGCAACACCAACCUCGCCGUCCCCCUCCCCCUCCCUCCCCCCUCCUCCGCCCCCUCCUCCUCCGCCUCCGCCUCCGCCGCCCGCCCCCGCCAGCUCGACUUCUCCGAGCUCGACCGCCUCAGCCGGAUCGGCAGCGGCAACGGCGGCACCGUCUACAAGGUGGUCCACCGCCCCACCGGCCGCCUCUACGCCCUCAAGGUCAUCCACGGCGACAACUACGAGGAGUCCGUCGUCCGCCAGAUCCACCGCGAGGUCAUGAUCCUCCGCGACGUCGACGACCCCAACGUCGUCCGUUGCCACGACAUGUCCGACCGCCACGGCACCACCGCCGGCGAGAUCCACCUGCUCCUCGAGUACAUGGACGGCGGCUCCCUCCACGGCGCCCACAUAGGCGACGAGCACGGCCUCUCCGGCGUCACCCGCCAAAUCCUCAAGGGCCUCCAUUACCUGCACGCCCGCAAGAUCGUGCAUCGGGACAUAAAGCCCUCCAAUUUGCUGAUCAACUCGAGGAACCAGGUCAAGAUCGCCGAUUUCGGGGUGAGCCGAGUGCUGUCGCAGACCAUGGACGUGAAUUCCGCGGUGGGCACGAUCGCGUACAUGAGCCCCGAGAGGAUCGACACCGAUAUCAACAGGGGCUCCUACGACCCGUACGCGGGGGACAUAUGGAGCCUCGGGGUCAGCGUGCUGGAGGUCUACCUGGGCAGGUUCCCGUUCGGGGUGGCCGGCGACUGGUCCAGCCUCUUCUGCGCCAUAUGCAUGGCGGAGCCGCCGCAGGCGCCGCCCUCCGCGUCGCCGGAGCUCAGGCAUUUCGUGUCGUGCUGCUUGCAGAGGGACCCGGCGAGGAGGUGGACGGCGGAGAAGCUGCUGCAGCACCCGUUCGUCUCGCGGAACGGCGGCAACGACCAUCCCAAUCUGCAUCGGCUACUGCCUCCACCGCGCACGCUCUGAUAUCAAGACUUUAGAGGGGCGUCUGUCUUCCUCCAUUUUUUCUUCUUUGGGACAUUAAAAAUGUCGAAUUUGCUUGGUUUCUAUUACAAGUUUUGGAUUUGGGUGUCAGUGUAGAUUGUAGAGUUUCUGUUUUUAGAGGGGGGGAAGAAUCAUUGGGUAUCAUAAUCAAUUUGCUGGUUUUGAUAGGAUGACAACAUGUCCAGCGACAUUGCUUCAAGAGAAAAGAAGCAUGAAAAGUUCAGUUUUUUCCCCUUAAUUUCACAUAAUUUAGCUGUAAGCAUCAGGCUCGCAGAAUGAGUGACGCAUCUGUGGGGAGAUUUAUGGUGUAAUAUGGGAUUUUGAUGAAUUUUGGGCACGAUCCCAUGUAGAAUGUCUUUG
Molecule: messenger RNA, 1544 nt
Organism: Syzygium oleosum
Lineage: Eukaryota; Viridiplantae; Streptophyta; Magnoliopsida; Myrtales; Myrtaceae
Product: mitogen-activated protein kinase kinase 4-like
Exons: 1
Coding region: 144-1166 (340 amino acids)
Biological process (GO): protein phosphorylation
Cellular component (GO): cytoplasm
Molecular function (GO): ATP binding; protein serine/threonine kinase activity
Source: RefSeq, a predicted model, not a curated record